GUUAUUUACAAAGUUUAUCUUAAAGAAAAUCGAGUUAUGAAAAGAAACAUUAAUGAACAACUAAGAAUUAAGACUGUAUAUGACAGAAGUGUUGAAGAAUUGCUCCCUGAAAAAAAACAGCUUAUAAAGAAAUAUGCUUAUCUGCCUAGAAAAGACAAAAGUGAUAAGGAGUAUCCUGCAAGACCAAUUGCAGGAUAUGCUAAUCUGUGUCCAAAUAUGAUUUCAACUCAACCACAGGAGUUUAUUGGCAUGUUGUCUACAGUGAAACAUGAAAUCAUUCAUGCUUUGGGUUUCUCCGCUGGACUUUUUGCAUUUUAUCGUGAUGAUGAUGGAAAUCCUUUGACUCCUAGAUAUGCAAAUGGAUUGCCACUAUUUAAUGAAAGCCUUGGUGUGUAUCAGUGGAGUGAUAAAGUUAUACGUAAAGCAGUAAGAUUAUGGGAUGUGCGGGAUAAUAACAUUUUGCCUCAUAAUGUAUUCCUUUUGGUAACUCCUAAGGUAGUUAGGGAAGCAAGAAAACACUUUGACUGUCCAAAUUUAGAAGGAAUGGAACUGGAAAAUCAAGGUGGCAUAGGUACAGAGCUUAAUCACUGGGAGAAACGGUUAUUAGAGAAUGAAGCAAUGACUGGAUCACAAACACAGAACAGGGUCUUCUCCCGGAUUACUCUGGCAUUAAUGGAAGACACUGGCUGGUAUCAAGCCAAUUAUAGUAUGGCAGAAAAACUAGAAUGGGGCCGAGGAAAAGGCUGCGACUUUGUGAUGAAAAGCUGCAAGUUUUGGAUCAAUCAGCAACGGAGAAAAAAAGAACCAGUAGCCCCAUAUUGUGACACUCUGAGAAGUAAUCCAUUACAAUUAACAUGCAGGCAGGACCAAAGAGCAGUAGCAGUGUGCAAUUUACAGAAGUUCUCUCAACAGUUGCCUCAGGAAUAUCAGGUAUGUUAUAUGACACAUGAAACAAAAGCAUGUCUCAUUCUUCUGAAUUAAUAACCUUAUUCAGAAGCAGUGUUAAACCAAAGGCUGUAUUCCCUCAAUGCGCUAUGCCAGGGUUUAUGUAUUAGGUAAUAGGUACUUUGGUUUUAUCAUUGCCUCAUGUCCUGCAAAGGCUUAAAGCAUUCCUAAUGCCCUUUCAUAUACUUAUGUAUAGUUGCACUGAUUCUGUCAAGUGGGGAAGGGUUAGGAGGCAAGAUAGAUGCUUU
Protobothrops mucrosquamatus (brown spotted pit viper) is the source of this 1193-nucleotide messenger RNA. Its product is annotated as leishmanolysin-like peptidase. Gene Ontology annotation, biological process: proteolysis; cell adhesion. Lineage: Eukaryota; Metazoa; Chordata; Lepidosauria; Squamata; Viperidae. The annotation marks the transcript as partial. Gene Ontology annotation, molecular function: metalloendopeptidase activity. The record is from RefSeq and is a predicted model, not a curated record. The transcript has 10 exons. Gene Ontology annotation, cellular component: membrane; cytoplasm.